Molecule: messenger RNA, 3766 nt
Organism: Hippocampus comes (tiger tail seahorse)
Lineage: Eukaryota; Metazoa; Chordata; Actinopteri; Syngnathiformes; Syngnathidae
Gene: dgkb
Product: diacylglycerol kinase, beta
Exons: 25
Coding region: 960-3314 (784 amino acids)
Biological process (GO): phospholipase C-activating G protein-coupled receptor signaling pathway
Cellular component (GO): plasma membrane
Molecular function (GO): calcium ion binding; ATP-dependent diacylglycerol kinase activity
Source: RefSeq, a predicted model, not a curated record
GUUUGCCAUCCUCAACAUCUAAUGACAGUGGACACACUCCUCAGCCUCAACAACACCCACUGGAAAAUCUGCUGGAAUCUUCCACUAGAUCACCCCUGUGGAUGCUCCAACUCUUCUUCACAUUUGACUUCUAAUGAAAAAAAUCUUCACUCGGCAUCCGCUUGAUCCUCGACUAAAUCAUAGCCACCUCUUCUCUACACUUAACAUCGAUUUGUAGCAUAAAUAAACACUCGUGUCUCAACAUUCUCUGGAUCCCAACAAGAUGAUCUGCUGGAUCAUUCAAUGGAUCAUCCACUGGAUCAGAGCUGCCUUCUCCAUACUUGAAAUCUAAUCACAACAUAGACCAUCUAGUCCCAGCAUCCACUGAAUGCUCUACUGGCUCAAACGCUGGAUCCUCGACUGGAUCACUGACUGGAUCACUUGUUUGAAUGGAACCCCCCGAGAUCGUAGUGGAGCCACUGCUGAAUCCCUAUGUGGUGUUAUCCACACUUGAUGUUUAAUUCAAAAUACGCUGAAUCCCUCCUCGUAUUCUCCACCGGAUCAACCACUGGAUCCUCAACUGGAUUACUGCCAACUCUCCCCAUCACCCACUGGAUCACUACUGCCUCUUCUAAUUGAAAAAAAAAAAUCCACACUCUUGAGCACCAAUUGGAUCCUCGACUGAAUCGGCACCGCCUCUUCUUCUCCACAGUCAACAUCUAAUUACAAUAGAAAGACUCUUGCCUCAGCACCCACUGGAUCCCCCAGUGGAUCACCGCCUCCUCCUCUUCUCCACACUCUCAAUGACAAGCGCAAUCACACCGCCUCGUCUUCGGCCACUAUCUGGAGCGACCAGCGCAUCUUCUGGACUCAUCUGGGAACGCGAUCUGCUCCCUGGACUCUGUCGCAGCCCACAUUGAAACCGCUCAUUAGUUUGGAUUAGGUGUGGCAAAAAUGCUGCUUGGUGAGGCCUGAGUACCAUGAUGAGCGGCCAGGACGCUUGGGUCACGCUGACCCCCGCGGAAUUCGCCCUCUUGCAAGAAUACACCCAGUACUCAACCAAGAAGCUGAAAGACGUGCUGCAGGAGUUCCACGGCGAUGGCGUGCUGGCCAGAUACAAUCCAGAGGAGAAACAGGAAAUCCUGAGCCAAGAUAUUGACUUUGAGGGCUUCAAGGUGUUCAUGCAGACCUUCCUGGAGAGUGAGCUGCCGCAAGAGUUCUGCCAGCAUCUCUUUAUGUCCUUCAGCAACAAGGACCAUGCCAGCCCGUCUUCGUCCUCCGACAAGCCCAAAGUCCCCGGACUCAAGCUGAUGAAAAGCAACUCAACCCCACUGAGGACAAGCGCUCUACCCGGGCCGCCGAGCACGGUGCAGCUGAAAGAUAUCGUGUGCUACCUGUCGCUGCUGGAAGGAGGACGGCCCGAGGACAAGCUGGAGUUUAUGUUUCGUCUCUAUGACACAGACGGAAACGGCUCUUUGGACAACUCGGAACUGGAGCACAUCAUUUCGCAGAUGAUGCACGUGGCCGAGUACCUGGAAUGGGACGUGACGGAGCUCAAACCUAUCCUCCAGGAAAUGAUGCAAGAGAUCGACUAUGACCGCGACGGCACCGUGUCUCUGGAAGAGUGGAUCCAGGGAGGGGUGACCACCAUCCCACUUCUGGUCCUUUUGGGUCUGGAGACCAAUGUGAAAGAUGACGGUCAGCACGUGUGGCGUCUGAAGCACUUCAACAAGCCGGCCUACUGCAACCUUUGUCUCAACAUGCUUAUCGGCCUCGGCAAGCAAGGACUCUGCUGCUCAUUCUGCAAGUACACGGUCCAUGAGCGCUGCGUGUCGCGCGCGCCGCCCUCCUGCAUCAAAACCUACGUCAAGUCCAAGAAAAACACCGAGGUUAUGCAUCACUUCUGGGUGGAAGGGAACUGCCCCACCAAGUGUGACAAGUGCCACAAAACCAUUAAGUGUUACCAGGGCUUAACUGGGCUUCAUUGCGUGUGGUGUCAAAUCACGCUCCACAACAAGUGUGCCUCCCACGUGAAGCCCGAGUGUGACUGUGGACCUCUCAGGGAUCACAUCCUGCCGCCCAACUCCAUUUGCCCCGUCGUCCUGGAAAGGCAGUCGACGCUGAGGAAGGACUCGCGGUGCAGCCUGUCGAGCCGCGGAAAGGUGCAGCGAGCCAACUCGGUUACGGUGGACGGUCAAGGCCUGCAGAUCACGACCAUAGAGGGCACUCAUCCGCUGCUGGUGUUUGUCAAUCCAAAGAGCGGUGGCAAACAGGGAGAGAGGAUCUACAGGAAGUUCCAGUACCUCCUAAAUCCGAGACAGGUGUACAACCUGGCUAAGAAUGGACCCAUGCCAGGGUUGAAUUUCUUCCGAGACGUCCCCGAUUUCCGGGUGCUGGCCUGCGGAGGGGAUGGGACGGUGGGCUGGAUCCUCGACUUUAUUGACAAGGCCAACUUGGACCGGAACCCGCCAGUAUGUGUACUUCCGCUCGGCACAGGAAAUGACCUGGCCAGAUGUCUGCGCUGGGGAGGAGGCUACGAGGGCGAGAGCCUGCUCAAGAUCCUGCGUGACAUCGAGAACAGUAGCGAGGUAAUGCUGGACCGCUGGAAGAUCGACGUCACGGCCACCGACAAGGACGAGCGGGGAGACCCGGUGCCGUACAGUAUCAUCAACAACUACUUCUCUAUUGGCGUGGACGCCUCCAUCGCACAUCGUUUUCACGUGAUGAGGGAGAAGCACCCGGAGAAAUUUAACAGCAGAACAAAGAACAAGCUGUGGUACUUUGAGUUCGGCACUUCAGAGACGUUCUCGGCCACGUGCAAGAAGUUACACGACUUCCUGGAGGUUGAGUGUGACGGCGUGACCCUGGACCUGAGCUCCGUCUCCCUGGAGGGCAUCGCCAUCCUCAACAUUCCCAGCAUGCACGGCGGCUCCAACUUGUGGGGCGAAAGCAAGAAGAGGAGGGGUCACCGCAAGGCGGCCAAGAAGGGCCCGGACAGGAGGACGCCUUUGACCGAUCCCAAGGAGCUCAUGUUUGCAGUUCAAGACCUGUCCGAUCAGUUGUUGGAGGUGGUCGGGCUGGAGGGAGCCAUGGAGAUGGGACAAAUCUACACCGGUCUGAAGAGCGCCGGAAGACGCCUGGCACAGUGCUCCUCCGUCACCAUUAGAACCAGCAAAUCACUUCCCAUGCAGAUUGAUGGUGAACCUUGGAUGCAGACUCCAUGCACUAUCGAGAUCAUCCACAAGAACCAAGCUCCCAUGCUGAUGGGUCCUCAGCAGAGCCGAAGCUUCUUCUCCACACUGGUGAGGAGAAGGCGGGCCGAGAGCAAAGACUGAUUGAUCCUUGAAACCGUUUCACGGGUCCUCGAAGUCCUCGUCAGAAGUGAAGAAAAAAAAAAAAAAUUAGCGCGCGGGCCGAUCCCCGACUCUCUCGGACCCGUUAGGUGAUGCGUGGGGCUCGCGUGGUUGCCUUGCUUGAUAGCCCAGUGUGCCGUAGCAAAGUGUCGGUUCUACCACGUGGGUCUCGGAGCGCUGUUUAGAUCCACACGGAAGAAUGUGUUUUGUCAUGAGGCCUCCGCACAUGUAUUUUUACAGUCGUACGUUGGCUUGUCAGCCCUUACAACUUCCCACUUUUCAAGUGACGAGACGUCACUUGGUCGAUAUUUUUACGCUUUGUGCCGUGAGCCACAAUUUGACUUGCUCGCAAUCUUCAGCUGUGUUGCCGCCUGAAUGAAGACCGUUCUUUCCAAAUCCGUGUUCUGUGAUGAUGUAAGUACCAAAACCUAUUG